UGCAAUAUAUAUUCCUUGUAAAAACUUUAUACUUGGAACCUUUCUAAUCCUUUCUCUCUGGGUGUAGUGCAGAAAUGCCUUAUUCAUAUUGACUGUAUCCUUCGAGAAGAUUGGUCUCCUGAAGAACUUGUAGUCCUUAGAGUGGUGUGAAAUUCUUUCAAGAAUCCUGAGGAAAACUUAAGAUGUUGGCAUUCAUGAGCCCGAGAAGACCGGAAAUUGUCGUGGUUGAUAACGAUCAUUUCAAUUCCGCAUUGACUCUAAAAUGUGAAAAAACGCCAAUUAAAUCCUUAAAAAAUGAGGAAGCUGCCGCAGAGGAAGUCUGCUUUACAACAUUAAGACCCCACACUACCGCAGCUUUAAAAUUGUUACAUAUCAAUGACUGUCCUAAAUUAUCACCUCAAGGUAUUACAGCAUUGGUUAAUCAUUGCCGGUGUCUUCGAGAAUUGUCUCUUUCAUAUUCUUUGCUCAGUGAUGAAUUACUGAAGGCUCUCAGAGAUAAAAAUGUUCAGUUGGAAACUUUGCGAAUUGAAGCACAUCCGGAAUCAAAAUCACUUCCUUCUGUGAGCGACGAGGCAUGGUCAAUACUCUCAAAUCAUUCGCCAAACAUCAAUCUCGUUUUAUUGUCGUAUAUGUCGGAUGAGGAAGAUUGUAAAACAAUUUUAAAAAGUUGUAUUCCUGUGACCCAUCUUUAUCUCGGGGAAAGCACGCCAGCCUCGAUAGUAGAUGGAAUAGAUAGUUGCUGUGGUCUUACGGAGUUGGUAAUCGCUGCUUAUGGUCCCCAUACGAUAGACGAACCACUGAUAAGAGCAGCAAAAUCUUGUCCUCGACUUUGUGCAGUUGGACUCGGCGACUGUGAAAUCACGUCCUCUGGAUUUCUGGAAUUUGUCUCGAUAUGUUGCAUACGUCUUCGGGUUCUUCGAGUUUGGGAAACAUCAAUUUUGGAGGAUUCGAAAUUGGAUGUUCUCACAGUAUCAGCAAAAGUAUCUGCACUUUUGGGUCACACUUGGUACCCAGAAUCUGUACCAUUCUAUUAAAACCUAAAUAAGAAUUUUUUUAAUUUAUAUUUUUCAAAUAUUUAACCGAAUUAAGAAUUAAUUUUAAAAAAAUGUGAGAACGAGUAAAAUAUCUAAUUUUCAUGUUACCUUCCAAGGCUGAUUAGAUUUACAUCUUUUAGUUAAAAACUAUUAUAAUCUUAGGUUUUG
Molecule: messenger RNA, 1202 nt
Organism: Belonocnema kinseyi
Lineage: Eukaryota; Metazoa; Arthropoda; Insecta; Hymenoptera; Cynipidae
Product: F-box/LRR-repeat protein 3-like
Exons: 5
Coding region: 183-1034 (283 amino acids)
Biological process (GO): SCF-dependent proteasomal ubiquitin-dependent protein catabolic process; positive regulation of protein ubiquitination
Cellular component (GO): SCF ubiquitin ligase complex
Source: RefSeq, a predicted model, not a curated record